GUCAUGUUUAUCUGUUUAAUCCCGUUUUCGAUUCAAAGCAAACACAGUAUGAAGCUGAAAGCUUUCUCCUGAAUCUUGUCUUUGUAUCCGUCUUUUUGACUUAUUUCUCCAUGGAAUCUGUGCUUCUCUGCUCAAAGGUUGUCCCUCGAGGGACGCCGUUGGAAAGGAACAGAAAGUUUUCGUUCAGGCAUUUAAACAAACACCUUAAGUGCAAUUCUCUUCCUGCUGCUUCCAGAAACACUCCGUCACUCCGAAGCUUUGAAGCUAUCAAGGGUCCGUCUAGCUUGAGAUUUGCUCCGUCCCCAGUGAGAAAAGGUUUGUCUUUUUUGCCCAAAUGCUCGAUUUCCACCUCGACUGUUUCCGAUUCCGACAACCCUUUCGUUACCAAGUUCCGACAACUGGUCAAUAAAGUCUCUCAGCUGAAAGUGAAGCCCUUGGAUGCUGUGAAGUUAACUCUUUUGCUAUCGGUUCUGACUCUGGCUGCGAAAAAGAUUGCGACUUUGGUCUUCAACCCGUUCUUCUGGAUGUAUUUCAGCUGGACGUGGCUCUUCUGGCCUUGGUUCAUCGCUCUGGGUCUCGCGGGCUACGGUGUUUACUGCUUCCGUAAGCAUUGGCUAGGCGAAGCCAACGCCUUUGAGCAGCUUGGUAUUGUAACUUCAGUCUUCACAUGGCUUACACUAGUCCCUCCUGCUUACUUCAAUGGCUAUCUCGAAGGCUGGCCUUUCGUCUUCUUCUUGGCGUACCAUUACUUCUUCUUCUUCAACGUCAGCGUGAGGAAACGCCUCUAUGGAGAUUACUACGCACGCAACCAUGAUCCCAAAUGGGAUGUGGAUACGCCUCUAUGGUCCCGAGUUUUGUUUGGUGUUGGCGUCGUUGUUGGACACUGGCUCGCGGCUUUCGAAGGCCCUGAGCUUCACCGUUUACCAGGCGGUUGGGCUAAUGUAGGGAUAUGGGGUUUGAUUGUGGUUACAAUGCUUAUGCAUUAUGAUUCGACGCUCUAUCUUGCUAGAUAUUCUGAAAAAGUGGUUGUUCCAACGGAUGUUGUGCAGUUCGGUCCUUAUAGAUGGGUCAGGCAUCCGAUAUAUGCUUCUGCCAUGCUUCUUUUCGCGACCUACUGCACCGCGCUGCGUGCGCCUUUGAGCCUGUUGUUUCUUGUGGCUGUGUGUUUGGUUUACUACAGCAAGAAGGCAAAGAUGGAGGAAGAGUUGAUGGUGGAGAGUUUCGGGCAAAGGUAUUUGGAUUAUGCUGAUAAGGUUAGGCACAAGUUCAUUCCUUUUGUUUACUAAGUGCGUUAGAGGAACAUGUGUUGUUGUCUAAAUAUCUGGUAUCUAUCAGUCAAAGAUGUAUGAAUGAAGAUGUGUUGGAUUGUUCCAUUUUUAUGGGAAAUGUUAGGCUUGUGAAAAAGAUAUGCUUUUUAUGCUAUUCAAAUUCAAGAUAUUUCUCAUCA
Brassica napus (rape) is the source of this 1447-nucleotide messenger RNA. RefSeq lists its product as uncharacterized. The record is from RefSeq and is a predicted model, not a curated record. NCBI's taxonomy places the organism in Eukaryota, Viridiplantae, Streptophyta, Magnoliopsida, Brassicales, Brassicaceae. The transcript has a single exon. Bases 111 to 1286 code for a protein of 391 amino acids.